AAAAAGAAAAUCGAAAUAGUAACAAAGAGAAUUGGAUAAAAAAAAUUAAAAAAAAAAAAAGGAAAAAACAAGACUCUGAAGAAGACAACGUUGUUUCGAAGGUGGGAAAAAGCAGGGUUUUGUUGUGAAAAAAUACAGAAAGACAAAGAAGAGAAACAGUAUUUCUGAAUACAGAUUUAGACACCCAUUUAUGAAAAUUCAAACAAGAUAAGGAAUUUCUUUGCUUAAAGAGAACACUGGGUGUCUGAAAAACAUAGCAAAAUUUAAGCUUUUUGGGAUUUCAAAGUGCAAACCCAGUUAGGGUUUUCUUCCAUUUUCUGACCAAGGUUGACAUUACUGCCAUUUAUUUAUAGGGAUUUUAGAAGUUUCAGUUUUUUCGCAAGUUUCCAGCUUGAUCAAAGGGGCAUGAGAGUCCGGGGAAGCUUGCUGGAAAUUCUUCUGCGUUAGCAUUAUCUUUUCCAGAUAUGAAGGACAUUGUAGUAUCAUGUUACCAGAGUCACUUUGCUUCUUGGGAGUCCUAACUUGUGAGCUAAUAAUAAAUUAUGACACUCGAGGAUUUUUUCACCCUGACUGAGAUGAGUAAUGGGCUUACAGCUCCUGCUCGAGUUCAGGAUCUAGUAUCUAUUAUGCAGAAAGAAGUUUGCGUUGUCAAGAAUGCUGGUGAAGUAACAAGGCAAUGGUCUGCUGUUGCUAGCGCAAUCGCUGCAACUGAGAAUAAAGAGUGUCUUGAACUCUUUAUCCAGCUAGAUGGACUCUGCUUUAUUGAUAGUUGGUUAAAGGAUGCUCAGAAUUUUGUUAAUGAGACGAGUGACAACGUGGAAGAGUUGAUCACUCGGUUACUGGUAGCGGUUGAAAGGCUUCAUGUAGACUUUGAGAAAUCAGUUUCUUCUGGAAUCAGGGUUACUGUGAAAAGCCUCCUUGACCAUGAGAGCUCUAAGGUGCAACAGAGGGCUCGUGCACUGUUUGAUAUUUGGGAGAGAGAAAAAAAUAAUGAUGCAGUUUCAGUCGGUUGUGAAAAACCACAGACAAUAGUUGAUGAUGGGACGAGAGUAAUUGAAAACGUCGUCAGAGAAAAUGAACAGUCAGAACCUUCUCCGGAGAACGCCUCUCUUUCUGGAGGGGGUUCUGGAGAGAAGUGUGAGGAAAAUGUUGGCAAUAAUAUUAUGCUAUCUUCAAGGUCUGAUGUUGGUAAUUCUUCUGGGGUUGACGAUACCAAGACAUCUGACCAAAAUUUGGAGAAUUCAACGGUGAAGGAUGGGCAUCAGCUGUCUCCUCUAUUAAAGCCUGUUGGUGAAGAUCAGAAGGUAGAACCCUCAACAUAUCAUGCAGAGACGAUCAGUGCAGUUGAUACGUGCAGUUCUGCAAGUUUAUCACAUGGUGCUCUUGAUAGGCAGACAGGGGUUCCCGUUUUGGAGUCUGUUAAUUGUGCAAACCACACUCAAGAAGGAAGAAGUUCUGAGAAGUUAGACUCGGCGUCGUCAAAACCAUUGGAGGAGAAAACUAGUUCUUCAGGUACUGAUGCAGGAGACGCUUCAGAUGCUGGCAAUGGUUCAGAUUUACAAAGACAAACUGAUAUCAGGGAUGAAGUUAGCUGCAGAGGAAAAUCGCCUUCUGAUGAUGCAUCGGUGGUGAUUUCCGAAGGAAAGACAUUGAUGGAUGAUAGCAGCAGACCUACAAAUCAUAGUAGAAGUUCCAUGGUGCUUGGUGCUAAAGACAGAAAAUACAACAUUGACAGAUUGCACAACUCCUCCAGCGAGCAUAGUCUGGAAUGUCCCAAAGAUUUAGGAACUAUUUUGUCAAAGGUAGAUCUCAUUAAUGGGGAUGACAAGCAGGUCACUGAUGAAAGUGAAGAUGAUUCGGAAAGUGACUCUGAAUUUGGAGAACCACGAACAGUUAGUAAAGACUCUGGUGUGUUUGGUAAGAAAUGUGAUAUUGAAUUCGAUUAUGGCAUGAUAGAUCCUCUGGAAGUUGCUCGACAAGUUGCCAUUGAGGUGGAGAGAGAAGUUCAGAGUUGCAGUUCUGAGAAAAUACAGGAAAGUAAAAUUCAUGAGCCUGAUAGCCCUGAUUCUAUGAGUGCAAAAGAAUGCCAAAAAGUUGAGAGCUCUAAGAAGCAAGUACUAAGAGGAAUGGCUCUUUUGACGGAGGCUUCAAUUACAAACUCUCAAGCUGGACCUAAAAAUGAAAAAGUAAAGGCGGAAUCCUUUCAGGGUACUGAUCUUGACGCCAAUGCUGAGAAGGGCCAGUGUGAUUUUGAUCUGAAUCUAGAGGUUUGCUCAGACGAUAUAGAUCAUGUUGAAGAUCCCAUAUCUACCUGCAUCUCUGUUGUUUCUGCUUCGAAGGCAACAGCUGCCCCUGGGAUGCCUGUUGCUCCAUUGGAAUUUGAAGGGGCUCUUGGAUGGAAAGGAUCCGCUUCAACCAGUGCAUUUCGGCCAGCAUCACCUCGCCGGGUUCCUGAAAGUGCCAAGGCUGUUUUCUCUGGUGGGAGUGGGAAUGACAGCAGCAAAAAGCAACAGCAAGGUUGGCUUGAUAUUGAUCUUAAUGUAGCUGAAGGUGGAAAUGACAAAUCUGCAGAACUUUUCACUGUCAAACUUCCGUUACCAUCUGCGCUUCCUUCAGGGGAAUCUUCCGUUGAAGCUAGCUCCAGAAAAUCAGAAAGAGUGGAGUUGGAUCUCAACUGUGCAAGUGAGGAGGGUGAGGCACCAUCAGAUUGGCGCAUGGAGGGAAGGCUUUUCUCGGAUAGGAAUGGCCAUUGGAGUCAAUCUCCAUCAUCAUCAUCGUCAUCCAAGCAUCUUUCAUCGCGGAACUUUGAUCUAAAUGACCAACCCUCGUUUCUCAACAAUUCUUCAGAUCUAUCCUACUUCAAGAAACCAUCUCAAAAUAUUAGCGCAUCCGGAGGUAUAAAAUCGGGUAAUUCUGUAGUAUCCAUUAUGGGCAUGAAGGUAGAGGUCAAGCGUGAAGAUGCUCCUCAAUUCUUUCCAUUCCCAAAUGGCAGGACAGCAGAAAAUACAGUUGAUCUUAAUGUUGCAAGAAGUGGAGGUGUCUUGGGAAUGGGACCUCCAUUUCUAUAUACCCCUUCUCCCGCCUUUGGUUACAAUGGCAUUGCACCAGGUCCUCCCAUUCCGUUCUCCUCAGCAAUGUAUGGACCUGGUGGCCCUAUUCCUUACAUGGUGGAUUCGCGAGGUGCGCCUAUGGUACCUCAACUUGUUGGCUCUGCUUCAGCAAUACCACCAUCAUUCGCUCAGCAUCCAUUCAUUAUAAGCAUGUCUGGUGCACCUUUUUCCAAUGGGGUCGGGCCACAACGGAGUAGUCUGGAUCUCAACACCGGCUUGAUACUUGAGGGAGGAAAUAGAGACCUCGGAGGUCUGAGGCAGUUUUUCACACAAGGACAGGCCAGGUCGAUGGAUGAACACUUAAGGACCAGCUCACAACCCUCAACCAGUUCACUUGCUGGUGAGAAACGCAAAGAACCGGAUGGUGGUUGGGAGCCUUACCCUUUUAAACUUCAUCCACCGUCGUGGAAGUAAACUUAAUGUAUCAUGUUUUUCUCUAAUGGGGAUCAGUGUCUUUAUAGCAAUAGGUAAAUUCAAGGCAGGAGGAGAGCCUUAUUGAUUUUGUGGUUAGGGGCAUAAUAUAGCUGAAUAAAGACAUGAUUUCUGAAUGUAAUAUGCUUCUUGAGAUGACUUGGCCAAAGAAGAGCAGAUGCUAGGUUUCGUUGUUUCCAAAUGUUGUUUAACUUGUUAUUCUCGUCCAGUUUCAUAGAUUAUUGCUACCACAGAAAACUUACAUGUAACUGUAAUCUCUCAAUUACACCAUAGAAAUUUAGAAGAA
Nicotiana attenuata is the source of this 3828-nucleotide messenger RNA. RefSeq lists its product as uncharacterized. The record is from RefSeq and is a predicted model, not a curated record. The transcript is spliced from 3 exons. The coding region runs from base 543 to 3524 and encodes 993 amino acids. Lineage: Eukaryota; Viridiplantae; Streptophyta; Magnoliopsida; Solanales; Solanaceae.